Messenger RNA from Exophiala oligosperma, 2526 nucleotides. RefSeq lists its product as uncharacterized. The coding region runs from base 510 to 2198 and encodes 562 amino acids. The record is from RefSeq and is a predicted model, not a curated record. NCBI's taxonomy places the organism in Eukaryota, Fungi, Ascomycota, Eurotiomycetes, Chaetothyriales, Herpotrichiellaceae. The transcript has a single exon.
CCUGCAUACGAGCUAUGUCCUAAGAGGCAUGAAUCGCCUGCAUCUUCAUUGCCACACUUCGUCCCACGGCGCCAGCCGCAGUCGAUGAGCAUCCGCAGCCUGACUCUUCGCGCAUGGCGCAAAAGAGAGAGGUCUCUCGACGACGUUACGCGACUUCUUGUCCAUGUCACUCGAGGUCGAGUGCAAUCAGCGACCCCCGAUACCCGAAAGGCGCCUCAUCCGCGCUCGCGACCUAGAUACUCGGACUGUCUUUUACGGACCUUCCUCCUUGCGCCCAACUGCAGUGGGCUGUCUGCCUCGAUAACUUUCCCAAGCACGGGACCUGGAAUAACGAGGAGGUACAGUCUUGCCGAGCCGGGUGUACAGACAGAGAGGGGCAUUGUGGUCUGUUAUGGGCACACUUUGGACAACAACCGGCGCAAGACUCAUGCAUACACGAAGACCACGAGAAAGAAGACGACAGGAUCUAGAAAACAUACAUCGAACCUGACCAUCGGUUUUCUGCGCAAAUGGUUUCACGUGCUGAAGUAGCAGAUCGGUCUCGAGGGCCUGCCUCUGUCGUUUCUCGAACGUCGCGGUCUAGACACCACCAUCGAAAUAGAUCACAUCAUGGAGGCCAAACUCAGACUUCUCUGAACGAGUUUCCCUUUUUCUCCCAGUCUGGAGAUGUCGAGAUUGUGAUAGCAUGUGAUGGACACGAGAAGCGAUAUCUAUUACACCGCUUUACGCUGGCGCAGUUUUCGGGAUUCUUUGAAGGCAACACUCGCGAAGAAUGGUCGCGCAAUCAAGCUAUUGCACCUUCACGGCAGGAGCAAGCUCUCAGUGUGAUCGGCGAAGAGUCAUCGCAUCCCGGCUCUGCGCACAGUAUACAAGGGAGACCGAUCUCACCGCCUCGGCCGCGCUGGCGUUUUGAAUUAGACUGGGAGAAUCUCGAGGAAGAUGAAGACGAGCCCAUUCUGGUUCGAAGAACACCCGAAGGAGCUUUGUUUACUACAUCCCACCCACCGCCACCACCUUAUCAAGCUGAGCCGCAACGAAGGCCGCGCCCACAACCUACACAUACAUCUUUUUUUAGAUCCAUGGCAAAUCUUGCUCUAACUUCGCACCAUGGAGCGUCGCAAUCAACAGCUCAGCUCCCUGUGACGGUAGACCCUGCAUUGGGCAAUCCUCUGUUGCGCGACUACGACAACCUGUUCCGAAUCUUCUACAAUUACCCUCCACUCUUGAAUGCCACGAACAUCGCCUCUGCCUAUUCCGAGUGCAAGGCUUUGCUCAGCUUGGCAGACAUGUACGAAGCCUUGCCAGUUGUCGGGCCUCGGAUUGAUCACCAUCUACUGCGAUUCUCGAGUCGACUGUUCAAGCAGAUCGCGAAAUACCCACCAUCAUAUCUGAAAUUAGGCUACCUUGCCCGGAGCCGUAUAAUCUUCUCCGAAGCACUUACACAUGUUGUUGGCCAGUGGCCCGCAGGUCUGCCAUACAUCAAGUCUCCUGACCCCAAUGGGGGCGGGUAUGAAGUCCCACAGUCCGUAAUUGAUCUGAUCGAGGAUAAAGUCGACGAACUAGAAGAGUUGAAGUUGCGCAUCGAGACGAAAUUGUUCAGAUUGACGCUUACCACGAGUCGUGGUGAACGGGUCAAUCCAGUAAACGACUAUUUGGGCUGGCUUGCAAUGAGCCUAUGGAGGCAAUGGCUUGCCGAAAACACAACUCCAGAAGUCCGUGGUAUAUUGAAAAACACAUCGCCUUCUUCCUCCUCGAGACCAGGCAGUGCGAACCCCGGUGGUGCGAAUGUUCCGCCUCGACGAACAGGAGGUACUACGGCAGGUGACACAGCGACCUUGGCCGUCCAACAUCCACCUCCACCACCUCCGGUGCCUGUCAACACAGGUCGAGUAUUCCGGAUGAUUGGAGCAACGAAUCCCGAGGCGUUCCUGCCACGGGAUGAAUUAAAACGGUUCCUCAAGAUACAGCCGCCGGGUCAUUCCACCUCGGCGGUCUACACGAGGGACAACCUUCGACGAUUUGAACGAAAGAUUGACGAAAUCAAAAAUGUCGCCAGGGAUAUUGUGAAGCCGUUAACAAGAAACUGUUUGGAACUUGAUGUACGAAGUUUUUUGAGUGACGGGCAAGGUGGCGGCGGCGGGUUGGGAUAUUUGACUUGUAUGAGGUGUGAAGAGGAAGACAUCCCUUGGGAAAUUUAAUUCGAUAUGGAAUCUCACCAAAUUCUCUCACGAGCACCGAUUUCUCUGGAAACACAAGGCGCUUUGUGUAUUACUCACGAUACCAACGACCUGGACGAAUUUUUUUAAGGUGGGAUUUUUACCCCCCUGUUUUUACGCGCUUAAUGAAUCAUUGAAGGAUUGAUCGGACUUUAUGGACAAAUAUAUCUAUCAGAUAACUCUUGUGUAUUUGUUUUUUGAUUUUCCCUGGUGGAAAUUGGAAAUGAAUUGGAUCGAUAUGACUAUAUAUUUGAUGAGUUGAAAUUGAGAUUGAGAUUGAGCCUGUGAGACGACAUGCGUCUAUGUGAAC